Molecule: messenger RNA, 872 nt
Organism: Myotis brandtii (Brandt's bat)
Lineage: Eukaryota; Metazoa; Chordata; Mammalia; Chiroptera; Vespertilionidae
Gene: TALDO1
Product: transaldolase 1
Exons: 5
Coding region: 44-706 (220 amino acids)
Biological process (GO): carbohydrate metabolic process; pentose-phosphate shunt, non-oxidative branch; pentose-phosphate shunt
Cellular component (GO): intracellular anatomical structure; cytoplasm
Molecular function (GO): transaldolase activity
Source: RefSeq, a predicted model, not a curated record
CACCGCGCCCGGCUCCCACAGGCUCUCCUUCGACAAGGACGCCAUGGUGGCCCGAGCCCGGCGCCUCAUCGAGCUCUACAAGGACGCUGGGGUCAGCAAGGACCGGAUUCUCAUCAAGCUGUCGUCCACCUGGGAAGGAAUUCAGGCUGGAAAGGAGCUGGAGGAGCGGCACGGCAUCCACUGCAACAUGACGCUGCUCUUCUCCUUCGCCCAGGCCGUGGCCUGCGCCGAGGCGGGCGUGACGCUCAUCUCCCCCUUCGUGGGGCGCAUCCUCGACUGGCACGUGGCCAACACGGACAAGAAGUCCUACGAGCCCCAGGAGGACCCUGGAGUGAAGAGCGUCACCAAGAUCUACAACUACUACAAGAAGUUUGGCUACAAGACCAUCGUCAUGGGCGCCUCCUUCCGCAACACGGGCGAGAUCAAGGCGCUGGCAGGCUGUGACUUCCUCACCAUCUCGCCCAAGCUCCUGGGGGAGCUGCUCAAGGACAGCAGCAAGCUGGUGCCCACGCUGUCGGCCAAGGCGGCCCAGGCCAGCGACCUGGAGAAGGUCCACCUGGACGAGAAGGCCUUCCGCUGGCUGCACAACGAGGACCAGAUGGCCGUGGAGAAGCUCUCGGACGGCAUCCGCAAGUUCGCUGCCGACGCGGUGAAGCUGGAGCGGGUGCUGGCGGACCGAAUGUUCAGCGCGGAGAAUGGCAAGUAGCCUGAGGCCGGGCCACAGAGCAGCGCGGGCUUUGGAUCUGGGUCUGAUUGCACAAGUCCGGCGACGAAUCUUUCAUUUUUUACUACUUGCAGCAGGGACGGAUCAUGGGUUUCUGAUUUUGUGUAAAAUUCUGCCUAAUGCAUUAAAGCCGGUGUUUUCUGUGCCA